GUCGGCAUUCAAGUGAUGGUCCAGCUGUCUCCUAUGAUGCAGGUCUUCAUCUCAGCUCACCCUUCAGUCAAAGGAACCACCUCUGGUCUGUGUGGUAACUUCAAUAACAUAAUGAGCGAUGACUUCAAGGCGAUGAGUGGGCUGGUGGAGGGUACCGCUGGAGUGUUUGCCAACUCAUGGAAAACCAGAGCCAACUGCCCCGACAUCCAAACACAAUUCGGACACCCCUGUAGUCAGGGCAUCAGCAGGGAGAGUUAUGCAAAUUACUGGUGCUCCAAACUAACAGAUCCCAAGGGAGCGUUUGCUCCGUGCCACUCUGUCAUUAGCCCCUCCGCAUACAGAGACAGCUGCAUGUAUGACAGCUGUAACUGUGAUAAAAGUGAGGACUGCAUGUGUGCCGCCGUCUCCUCGUAUGUCUACGCCUGUUCAGAGGCAGGAAUCCAGAUCAGUGGCUGGAGGGGGACUAUCUGUGGCAAAUUCCUUGAGUCGUGUCCAGAAGGUACAGUGUAUGACUACGACAUGACCAGCUGCAAUCGUACCUGCCGUUCCCUUAGCCAGGUUGACUACUCUUGCCAGACCACUUUCCCCAAAGUGGAUGGCUGUGGCUGUGCCCAGGGAACCUACAUGAAUGAGGCGGGGAAAUGUGUGCCCAGUGAGAGCUGUCCCUGUUAUGAUAAAGACACCAUUAUUCCUGCUGGGCAGGCUAUCAGCAAAGAUGGUGCCACAUGUAUUUGCAGACAAGGGGCUCUCAGCUGCUCAGGAGGGACUAAACCAUCCUCACCAUCAUGCAUGGCCCCAAUGGUUUACUUCGACUGCUCCACGGCUCAACCCGGGACCACUGGGACUGAAUGUCAGAAGAGCUGCAGCACUCUGGACAUGACUUGUAUAAGCACAGGCUGUACAUCAGGGUGCAUGUGCCCUGCUGGCUUGGUCUCAAAUGGAGCAGGAGGCUGUAUCAAUGAGACAAGCUGUCCAUGUCUGCACAAUGGAAAGGUCUACCAGCCUGGACAGACACUGACGGUGGAAUGCAACACCUGCUACUGCAGAGACAGGAAGUUCACAUGUACCACCAAUGUUUGUGAUGCAGUUUGUGGGAUCUAUGGCGAUGGUCACUACAUCACAUUUGAUGAUAAGAGAUUUGAUUUCAAUGGACUGUGUGAAUACACACUCCUACAGGACUACUGUGGCAAUAAACAAGGUAAUAACAGCUUCAGAAUUAUCACUGAGAAUGUUCCAUGUGGAACCACAGGAACCACCUGCUCCAAGACCAUCAAGAUCUACCUGGGGGAUAAUGAAUUUCACCUGAGAGAUGAGAAAUUCGGAGUGGUCAAGGGCAGCAUGAAGGUGUUGCCUUCUCAGAUACACAAGAUGGGUAUUUACCUGGUCGUGGUGAUCAAACCAGGACUUGUGCUCAUGUGGGACCAGAAAACCAGUCUUUUCAUUAAACUCAGCCCACAGUACCAGGGUCAAGUCUGUGGUCUGUGCGGAAACUAUGAUGGCAACAGUAAAAAUGACUUCACCACACGCUCCCAGGAGACAGUGGCAGAUGUUCUCGAAUUUGGUAACAGUUGGAGGGUUUCAUCCACAUGCCCAAAUGCCCAACUGAUCGCUGAUCCCUGUGCCUCCAACCGCUACCGUGCAGCCUGGUCCCAGAAACAGUGUAGCAUCAUCACCAGUGCCACUUUCCAGAGCUGUCAUUCACAGGUUGAUCCUGGUCCAUACUUUGAUUCUUGUGUGAGAGACUCUUGUGCUUGUAACACUGGUGGGGACUGUGAGUGUCUCUGCAAUGCUGUGGCUGCCUAUGCCAAAGCUUGCAAUGAAGCUGGGACCUGCGUUAAAUGGAGAACUCCAAAGCUAUGUCCUAUUUUUUGUGACUACUAUAACUCCCCUGGUGGCUGUGAGUGGCACUACAAGCCCUGUGGAGCUAACUGCAUGAAGACAUGUAGGAAUCCAUCAGGAAACUGUUCCAACCUCAUCACUGCUUUGGAGGGCUGCUAUCCACAGUGUCCCUCAGACCAGCCCUACUUUAAUGAAGACACCAUGAAGUGUGUCCCCAGGAACCAAUGUGGCUGCUAUGAUGACAAAGGUACCCAAUACAGCAUCGGAGAUAAGGUUCCAUCAAACAACUGUUAUGACUGCUCCUGUACAGUCAGUGGAGUAAGUUGCAGCUACAAUGUGACGUCUUGCAAUUGUUACAUCAAUGAAAAGACCUUCAAAUAUGGGGAAACCAUUUACAACACAACGGAUGGUCUAGGAAACUGCAUGACAGCUGAAUGUGGAGCCAAUGGGACAGUAAUCAGGACGGUGACUCCCUGCUUGACUAUCACCACACCUGCCCCGACAACAACCCCAUUUACAUUCAGCACUGUGCCAUCGACAACAACUAAGGGAACCACAGCCAAACCUGUAGAAACAACUGCUUCAGCAGCAACAACUCUAACAGUUGAAACAACAAAACCACCUAAAGAGGUCACCACAGGCCCUGUUACAACCUCUACCACCGCUGUUGUUCAAAAUACAACAUCAGCACCAGAAGCCACAACAGCAAGCCCAGAAACAACUGCUGUAACAUCUAAACCAUCUGUUGUGACCACAACUACUCAGGUGCCAUCGACAACAACUAAGGGAACCACAGCCAAACCUGUAGGAACAACUGCUUCAGCAGCAACAACUCUAACAGUUGAAACAACAAAACCACCUAAAGAGGUCACCACAGGCCCUGUUACAGCCUCUACCACCGCUGUUGUUCAAACUACAACCUCAGCACCAGAGGCCACAACAGCAAGCCCAGAAACAACUGCUGUAACAUCUAAACCAUCUGUUGUGACCACAACUACUCAGGUGCCAUCAACAACAACUAAGGGAACCACAGCCAAACCUGUAGAAACAACUGCUUCAGCGGCAACAACUCUAACAGUUGAAACAACAAAACCACCUAAAGAGGUCACCACAGGCCCUGUUACAACCUCUACCACCGCUGUUGUUCAAACUACAACCUCAGCACCAGAGGCCACAACAGCAAGCCCAGAAACAACUGUUGUAACAUCUAAACCAUCUGUUGUGACCACAACUACUCAGGUGCCAUCGACAACAACUAAGGGAACCACAGCCAAACCUAUAGAAACAACUGCUUCAGCGGCAACAACUCUAACAGUUGAAACAACAAAACCACCUCAAGAGGUCACCACAGGCCCUGUUACAACCUCUACCACUGCUGUUGUUCAAACUACAACCUCAGCACCAGAGGCCACAACAGCAAGCCCAGAAACAACUGCUGUAACAUCUAAACCAUCUGUUGUGACCACAACUACUCAGGUGCCAUCGACAACAACUAAGGGAACCACAGCCAAACCUGUAGAAACAACUGCUUCAGCAGCAACUACUCUAACAGUUGAAACAACAAAACCACCUAAAGAGGUCACCACAGGCCCUGUUACAGCCUCUACCACCGCUGUUGUUCAAACUACAACCUCAGCACCAGAGGCCACAACAGCAAGCCCAGAAACAACUGCUGUAACAUCUAAACCAUCUGUUGUGACCACAACUACUCAGGUGCCAUCGACAACAACUAAGGGAACCACAGCCAAACCUGUAGAAACAACUGCUUCAGCAGCAACAACUCUAACAGUUGAAACAACAAAACCACCUAAAGAGGUCACCACAGGCCCUGUUACAACCUCUACCACUGCUGUUGUUCAAACUACAACCUCAGCACCAGAGGCCACAACAGCAAGCCCAGAAACAACUGCUGUAACAUCUAAACCAUCUGUUGUGACCACAACUACUCAGGUGCCAUCGACAACAACUAAGGGAACCACAGCCAAACCUGUAGAAACAACUGCUUCAGCAGCAACUACUCUAACAGUUGAAACAACAAAACCACCUAAAGAGGUCACCACAGGCCCUGUUACAGCCUCUACCACCGCUGUUGUUCAAACUACAACCUCAGCACCAGAGGCCACAACAGCAAGCCCAGAAACAACUGCUGUAACAUCUAAACCAUCUGUUGUGACCACAACUACUCAGGUGCCAUCGACAACAACUAAGGGAACCACAGCCAAACCUGUAGAAACAACUGCUUCAGCAGCAACAACUCUAACAGUUGAAACAACAAAACCACCUAAAGAGGUCACCACAGGCCCUGUUACAGCCUCUACCACCGCUGUUGUUCAAACUACAACCUCAGCACCAGAGGCCACAACAGCAAGCCCAGAAACAACUGCUGUAACAUCUAAACCAUCUGUUGUGACCACAACUACUCAGGUGCCAUCGACAACAACUAAGGGAACCACAGCCAAACCUGUAGAAACAACUGCUUCAGCAGCAACAACUCUAACAGUUGAAACAACAAAACCACCUAAAGAGGUCACCACAGGCCCUGUUACAGCCUCUACCACCGCUGUUGUUCAAACUACAACCUCAGCACCAGCUACAACCGCUGUUGUUCAAACUACAACCUCAGCACCAGAGGCCACAACAGCAAGCCCAGAAACAACUGUUGUACCAUCUAAACCAUCUGUUGUGACCACAACUACUCAGGUGCCAUCGACAACAACUAAGGGAACCACAGCCAAACCUGUAGAAACAACUGCUUCAGCAGCAACAACUCUAACAGUUGAAACAACAAAACCACCUAAAGAGGUCACCACAGGCCCUGUUACAACCUCUACCACCGCUGUUGUUCAAACUACAACCUCAGCACCAGCUACCACUGCUGUUGUACAAACUACAACCUCAGCACCAGAGGCCACAACAGCAAGCCCAGAAACAACUGCUGUAACAUCUAAACCAUCUGUUGUGACCACAACUACUCAGGUGCCAUCGACAACAACUAAGGGAACCACAGCCAAACCUGUAGAAACAACUGCUUCAGCAGCAACAACUCUAACAGUUGAAACAACAAAACCACCUAAAGAGGUCACCACAGGCCCUGUUACAGCCUCUACAACCGCUGUUGUUCAAACUACAACCUCAGCACCAGAGGCCACAACAGCAAGCCCAGAAACAACUGCUGUAACAUCUAAACCAUCUGUUGUGACCACAACUACUCAGGUGCCAUCGACAACAACUAAGGGAACCACAGCCAAACCUGUAGAAACAACUGCUUCAGCAGCAACAACUCUAACAGUUGAAACAACAAAACCACCUAAAGAGGUCACCACAGGCCCUGUUACAACCUCUACAACCGCUGUUGUUCAAACUACAACCUCAGCACCAGAGGCCACAACAGCAAGCCCAGAAACAACUGUUGUACCAUCUAAACCAUCUGUUGUGACCACAACUACUCAGGUGCCAUCGACAACAACUAAGGGAACCACAGCCAAACCUGUAGAAACAACAGCUUCAGCAGCAACAACUCUAACAGUUGAAACAACAAAACCACCUAAAGAGGUCACCACAGGCCCUGUUACAACCUCUACCACCGCUGUUGUUCAAACUACAACCUCAGCACCAGAGGCCACAACAGCAAGCCCAGAAACAACUGCUGUAACAUCUAAACCAUCUGUUGUGACCACAACUACUCAGGUGCCAUCGACAACAACUAAGGGAACCACAGCCAAACCUGUAGAAACAACUGCUUCAGCAGCAACAACUCUAACAGUUGAAACAACAAAACCACCUAAAGAGGUCACCACAGGCCCUGUUACAGCCUCUACCACCGCUGUUGUUCAAACUACAACCUCAGCACCAGAGGCCACAACAGCAAGCCCAGAAACAACUGCUGUAACAUCUAAACCAUCUGUUGUGACCACAACUACUCAGGUGCCAUCGACAACAACUAAGGGAACCACAGCAAAACCUGUAGAAACAACUGCUUCAGCAGCAACAACUCUAACAGUUGAAACAACAAAACCACCUAAAGAGGUCACCACAGGCCCUGUUACAACCUCUACCACCGCUGUUGUUCAAACUACAACCUCAGCACCAGAGGCCACAACAGCAAGCCCAGAAACAACUGCUGUAACAUCUAAACCAUCUGUUGUGACCACAACUACUCAGGUGCCAUCGACAACAACUAAGGGAACCACAGCCAAACCUGUAGAAACAACUGCUUCAGCAGCAACAACUCUAACAGUUGAAACAACGAAACCACCUAAAGAGGUCACCACAGGCCCUGUUACAGCCUCUACCACCGCUGUUGUACAAACUACAACCUCAGCACCAGAGGCCACAACAGCAAGCCCAGAAACAACUGCUGUAACAUCUAAACCAUCUGUUGUGACCACAACUACUCAGGUGCCAUCGACAACAACUAAGGGAACCACAGCCAAACCUGUAGAAACAACUGCUUCAGCAGCAACAACUCUAACAGUUGAAACAACAAAACCACCUAAAGAGGUCACCACAGGCCCUGUUACAACCUCUACCACCGCUGUUGUUCAAACUACAACCUCAGCACCAGAGGCCACAACAGCAAGCCCAGAAACAACUGCUGUAACAUCUAAACCAUCUGUUGUGACCACAACUACUCAGGUGCCAUCGACAACAACUAAGGGAACCACAGCCAAACCUGUAGAAACAACUGCUUCAGCAGCAACAACUCUAACAGUUGAAACAACAAAACCACCUAAAGAGGUCACCACAGGCCCUGUUACAACCUCUACCACCGCUGUUGUUCAAACUACAACCUCAGCACCAGAGGCCACAACAGCAAGCCCAGAAACAACUGCUGUAACAUCUAAACCAUCUGUUGUGACCACAACUACUCAGGUGCCAUCGACAACAACUAAGGGAACCACAGCCAAACCUGUAGAAACAACUGCUUCAGCAGCAACAACUCUAACAGUUGAAACAACAAAACCACCUAAAGAGGUCACCACAGGCCCUGUUACAGCCUCUACCACCGCUGUUGUUCAAACUACAACCUCAGCACCAGAGGCCACAACAGCAAGCCCAGAAACAACUGCUGUAACAUCUAAACCAUCUGUUGUGACCACAACUACUCAGGUGCCAUCGACAACAACUAAGGGAACCACAGCCAAACCUGUAGAAACAACUGCUUCAGCAGCAACAACUCUAACAGUUGAAACAACAAAACCACCUAAAGAGGUCACCACAGGCCCUGUUACAGCCUCUACAACCGCUGUUGUUCAAACUACAACCUCAGCACCAGAGGCCACAACAGCAAGCCCAGAAACAACUGUUGUAACAUCUAAACCAUCUGUUGUGACCACAACUACUCAGGUGCCAUCGACAACAACUAAGGGAACCACAGCCAAACCUGUAGAAACAACUGCUUCAGCAGCAACAACUCUAACAGUUGAAACAACAAAACCACCUAAAGAGGUCACCACAGGCCCUGUUACAACCUCUACCACCGCUGUUGUUCAAACUACAACCUCAGCACCAGAGGCCACAACAGCAAGCCCAGAAACAACUGCUGUAACAUCUAAACCAUCUGUUGUGACCACAACUACUCAGGUGCCAUCGACAACAACUAAGGGAACCACAGCCAAACCUGUAGAAACAACUGCUUCAGCAGCAACAACUCUAACAGUUGAAACAACGAAACCACCUAAAGAGGUCACCACAGGCCCUGUUACAGCCUCUACCACUGCUGUUGUACAAACUACAACCUCAGCACCAGAGGCCACAACAGCAAGCCCAGAAACAACUGCUGUAACAUCUAAACCAUCUGUUGUGACCACAACUACUCAGGUGCCAUCGACAACAACUAAGGGAACCACAGCCAAACCUGUAGAAACAACUGCUUCAGCAGCAACAACUCUAACAGUUGAAACAACAAAACCACCUAAAGAGGUCACCACAGGCCCUGUUACAGCCUCUACAACCGCUGUUGUUCAAACUACAACCUCAGCACCAGAGGCCACAACAGCAAGCCCAGAAACAACUGUUGUAACAUCUAAACCAUCUGUUGUGACCACAACUACUCAGGUGCCAUCGACAACAACUAAGGGAACCACAGCCAAACCUGUAGAAACAACUGCUUCAGCAGCAACAACUCUAACAGUUGAAACAACAAAACCACCUAAAGAGGUCACCACAGGCCCUGUUACAACCUCUACCACCGCUGUUGUUCAAACUACAACCUCAGCACCAGAGGCCACAACAGCAAGCCCAGAAACAACUGUUGUAACAUCUAAACCAUCUGUUGUGACCACAACUACUCAGGUGCCAUCGACAACAACUAAGGGAACCACAGCCAAACCUGUAGAAACAACUGCUUCAGCAGCAACAACUCUAACAGUUGAAACAACAAAACCACCUAAAGAGGUCACCACAGGCCCUGUUACAACCUCUACCACCGCUGUUGUUCAAACUACAACCUCAGCACCAGAGGCCACAACAGCAAGCCCAGAAACAACUGCUGUAACAUCUAAACCAUCUGUUGUGACCACAACUACUCAGGUGCCAUCGACAACAACUAAGGGAACCACAGCCAAACCUGUAGAAACAACUGCUUCAGCAGCAACAACUCUAACAGUUGAAACAACGAAACCACCUAAAGAGGUCACCACAGGCCCUGUUACAGCCUCUACCACCGCUGUUGUACAAACUACAACCUCAGCACCAGAGGCCACAACAGCAAGCCCAGAAACAACUGCUGUAACAUCUAAACCAUCUGUUGUGACCACAACUACUCAGGUGCCAUCGACAACAACUAAGGGAACCACAGCCAAACCUGUAGAAACAACUGCUUCAGCAGCAACAACUCUAACAGUUGAAACAACAAAACCACCUAAAGAGGUCACCACAGGCCCUGUUACAACCUCUACCACCGCUGUUGUUCAAACUACAACCUCAGCACCAGAGGCCACAACAGCAAGCCCAGAAACAACUGCUGUAACAUCUAAACCAUCUGUUGUGACCACAACUACUCAGGUGCCAUCGACAACAACUAAGGGAACCACAGCCAAACCUGUAGAAACAACUGCUUCAGCAGCAACAACUCUAACAGUUGAAACAACAAAACCACCUAAAGAGGUCACCACAGGCCCUGUUACAACCUCUACCACCGCUCCAUCGACAACAACUAAGGGAACCACAGCCAAACCUGUAGAAACAACUGCUUCAGCAGCAACAACUCUAACAGUUGAAACAACGAAACCACCUAAAGAGGUCACCACAGGCCCUGUUACAGCCUCUACCACUGCUGUUGUACAAACUACAACCUCAGCACCAGAGGCCACAACAGCAAGCCCAGAAACAACUGCUGUAACAUCUAAACCAACACUUUCAGGCACCACAAGUGCCCACACCACUGGUGCAACCCCUCCUGGACCAAGCACAACCACCGUUGUUUCUACAUCAUUUUUCACCACAAAUACUACAUCAUGUGUCUGCUCUGCCAAUGGAACUUCAUUUCUUCCUGGGGAAAUGGUGUACAAUGUCAGUGAUGGCCAUGGCUGGUGUUAUUCUGGAUAUUGCAAUGCAUCUUGUAAAGUAGAUGCACGUCCAUAUCCAUGUCCCACAACACCAACACCAAGAACAACCAGUGCCACACUUUCAAACUCAGUUCCUCUCAUCACGACUGUUCCCACAUCUGCUCCCACUCCAUCAAUAACUCCAUCUACAACUACCUUGGACUGCAAUAAUGUCGACCCACCAAGAAAGAAUGGAGAGUCCUGGAAGGUGAGCAAUUGCACAAUGGCCACAUGUACCAAUGGCAAGAUCGUGCAGACACCUAAGCCAUGUCCCACAGUUUCCCAACCCAUCUGUGCCAAUGGAAACAAUGCUGUCAAGAUCUAUGAUAAUGAUGGAUGCUGCUUCCGAUAUGAAUGUGAAUGUACUUGCAGUCUCGUGGGUAGAACCCACUACAUAACAUUUGAUGGAAAAUCCUACACUUUCAACAAGAACUGCUCUUACUACCUGGUCAAAGAGAUAAUUACUAAAUAUAACCUGACUAUUAUGGUUAACAGUGACUGUAGUUCUUCAGAGACAGCAGUCUGUCCCCAGGUUUUCACUGUUAUAUACCAGUCCUACACAGUUGCUUUCUCACAGUUGAAGACUUCAGAGGGAUAUGUCAAUAUGGUGCAUGUCAAUCAAAAACGAAUCUAUCCGGCCUACAGCAACUCUGUCCUGCGCCUCACUGGCACAGAUAUUGUGACCACACUGGUGAUACCAGAGAUUAACACAACAGUGGUCUACAGUAGUGGUUCAAUUAGCAUUGAUCUUCCAUACUCCCUCUUCAAUGGGAACACUGAGGGACAAUGUGGAACCUGUGACAACUCCCAGACCAACGACUGCCGUUCUCCCAAUGGCCAGGUGGAAAGCUGCUCAGACUCUGCAGGCCAGUGGCUUGUCCCAGGUACCACCUGUGUCACCACCACCAAACCCCCAUCAACCACAACAACAGCCACCACCACAAGAUCACCAACAACACAGCCCCCUUGCAAACCUGCCAUCUGUGACCUCUUAACCUCCAGUGUAUUUCAGCCGUGCCACUCAGUAAUCUCACCAGGGCCAUUUGUGGAUUCCUGUGUGUCUGACAACUGCAAAGGUGGCAAUAACACCUGCUCCAGCCUGGAGGCCUAUGCCAGUCAGUGCUCUAAUAAAGGAAUCUGUAUCGACUGGAGGAAUGCUACAAAUGGACUGUGUGAGCACAAGUGUCCAAGCAACAAAGUGUACAAGGCCUGUGGCCCAUCUGUAGAGCCUACAUGCGACGACAGAUACAACAAGCUGUUCCAGGCAAAUCAAAAGGGAUCGACUAAUGAUACAAAGGAGGGUUGUUUCUGUCGUGAGGGCACCACCUUAUUCAACACAGUCUAUGACACAUGUGUUACCUCUUGUGGUUGUGUUGGACCUGAUGGGAAACCCAAACAGCCUGGUGACAAAUGGACAAGUAACUGCAAGACCUGUAUGUGUGACAAGGACUCCAUGAGCGUCCAGUGUGAGCCUGUUCAGUGCCCAUCCAUAGAAAACCCCACAUGUGGAGAGCCUGGCCAGCAGCUUGUCAACAAGACAGAUGGCUGCUGCUCAACACAGUCUUGUGAAUGCAAUACAAACCUGUGUCCCAUGCCUCCCACCUGCAAUCUGGGUUUCAAACUCAACAUCACUAAUGGCACCUGCUGCCAGUCCUACACAUGUGUUCCAAAAGGUGUAUGUGUCUAUGAAAAUACUGAGUACAUGCCUAAUACCAAGAUACCAACACAAAAAACAUCGGAAUUACCAGUAGAACCACCAUUAACACCAUCAGGAGCAACAUCAGCACCAUCAGGAGCAACAUCAGCUCCAUCAGGAGCAACAUCAGCACCACCAGCAGGGGGGUCUUCAAUACCUGGACCCUGCCAGGAGUGUUACUGUGGCCCCAAAAUGGAUCCCAUCACCAAGCUGAACAUCAUUAUAUGCAAACCUAUUGUCUGCAACAAAAACUGCUCUGAAGGUUAUGAGUACCAGACUGUAACUGGUGAGUGCUGUGGGAAAUGUGUUCAGAAGAGCUGUAUUGUAACCACUGCUGACCACAAAUCCCACAUCAUUGAGGUUAACAAAACUCUCAUAGCCCCUAAUGAUACGUGUGUCACUUACACUUGUGAGAAUAUUAAUGGACAGCUUGUUACCAAGGAGACCAGGAUGACUUGUCCUCCUUUUAACCCCCUGAACUGUGAACCUGGCACAGAGACAACUGAGGCUAAUGGAUGCUGCAAAACCUGCAAGCUGCGGAGUAUGUGUGAGGUCCAGAGUACACAGACAGUCAUCACGGUGAACGGCUGUAGCAGCCAGCCAGUCAACAUGACGUCCUGCGCUGGACACUGUGGAAGCUCAUCAAUAUAUUCUGUGGAGGCUAACAAGAUGAUGCACCAGUGUGAGUGUUGCCAAGAGGCCACCACGAGUCAGAAGCAGGUGGAGCUGACCUGCGCCGAUGGCUCCAAGGUCCAGCAGAGCUACAUGGUGGUGGAGACAUGCCGCUGUAACAAAGCAGAAUGCGUGGCCGGAACAACACCCAAGCCACAGCGCCGCAGGAGACGCUGAUCGGUUACUGCACUCUGGACUGACGCCAUAUAAACACGAAACAUGAGUUAACCUUAGACUUCUUAAAACACUAAGCAAGACUUAACCUUAAAUCUUAUGCUGUAUUAUUUAUAGCUCUCUUUGCAUGUCACAACAUAGUUCUGUGCUGUAACUUUCCUCAACUUCAGAUUUCUUGGAUAAUAAUGAAUAAAAAUUAUAUUUCUGCAAUAUAAACACUCGCAUUGUAUUACAUUGUAUUGACUGGUGACUAUCAAAAUCACAAAGUUAAACUCUCAGAGGACUAAAAACUAAAAUCAUGUUCUACCUGAUACUGUUUUCUUGGCAUUUCGUGUGAGAAUUUUUUAGGGACUAACAUUGAAAAACUGCAAAUGAAAUUCAAGACCUGUCUGAGCUUCCAAAUGCUGUGCAGCAGAGAAGUGAAAACAACAGAAACACGCGACAUGGAGUGAAAUGACUAACAUUUUUAAGAAUCUCAUUUUUGAAUCACAAGUGAAACAUCUCAUCCAUCAGACAACAUCUCUCAAAUCAAACCUUUGGCAGACAGCACAACAACAACAAGAUCUUAUAAGCUACAAAUGUAAAUAAAAAGCUUUAGGAACUACAAAUAAUAAGGCUAAACAUGUAAAGCUCUGUUUGUAGUGUUAGAAGCAAUGGGGAGCACGCUAAGUCAAGUCACUGUCAUCUCGGGCCUCAGCUGGGGAUUGGUAGCUCAUUUAAAGUUUAGGUCUCCUCUUUACCUGAUUCACCGUAUCAAAAACUCUGAAGAAAACAUCCUGCGGAAAAAAAAAAA
Acanthopagrus latus (yellowfin seabream) is the source of this 12721-nucleotide messenger RNA. RefSeq names its product mucin-2-like. Gene Ontology annotation, molecular function: protein binding. Gene Ontology annotation, cellular component: extracellular matrix. Bases 16 to 11931 code for a protein of 3971 amino acids. The record is from RefSeq and is a predicted model, not a curated record. The transcript is spliced from 41 exons. NCBI's taxonomy places the organism in Eukaryota, Metazoa, Chordata, Actinopteri, Spariformes, Sparidae.